Aspergillus niger is the source of this 1332-nucleotide messenger RNA. RefSeq lists its product as uncharacterized. Gene Ontology annotation, molecular function: O-methyltransferase activity. Lineage: Eukaryota; Fungi; Ascomycota; Eurotiomycetes; Eurotiales; Aspergillaceae. The record is from RefSeq and is a predicted model, not a curated record. Bases 1 to 1332 code for a protein of 443 amino acids. The transcript has 4 exons.
AUGAAGUCGGACGUCCUUGCGUACAGGCAGGGGCACGGAUCCAAUCUGGUGAGUUCCUUCGGAUGCCGAGAGCGCGCAAGCCCUGCCCAGGAUGCCAAUUCUGCCCUGCGCUGUGUAACUAGGUCUUAUAGUAUAAAGCCGGUAGCUACUUACACUUCCACUGUUCAUAAUACAUUAUCAUCUGCGGAGAAUUAUCAUCAGUCACACGAAAACAUGUCUCUCACCGACCUCGCAGCUCGAAUCACCGCCAACGCCCAACUCCUUGAUGCCCACCUCAAGUCCCACAACCUACCAUCUCCGUCAACAUCUAUCCACACCUGUCCUGACUUUCCCAACCCGAACAACGACCCGGCCGUGGAAUCAGCCCGCAUAGCUCUUCUCGAAGACACCCAGACCCUGCGCAACUACGCUCUCGGUCCAGCGCAGGUCAUCCGCGAACUAUGCUGGAAUCCCGAACCGGAUCGUGUCGCGCAUACGGCGUCUUCAGCCGCUCUUGUCACAAAUGCGCCCUUCUAUGAUUGGUUCGGGCAUUCAGUGGAGGAGGUGUUUCCUGCUAGUGCGAAGCUUGCGGAGGCUUUGGAGAGAUGUAGUCAGGGUGGAAUAGGGGAUUUGAGGGCGGAAGAUAGUGCGUUUAGUUUGGCUGUUGGUGGUGGGGAAAGUGUGUUUGAAUUCUUUGAAAAGAGGCCUGAUAAGCAGAGACGGUUUCGAGGGGCGAUGGAGGCGGUGGGUAUGGAUGGGGGUCAUGAUUUGGGGUUUGUGGUUGGGGGGUUUGACUGGGGUAAGGUGGGGAGGGGGGUCGUUGUUGAUGUAGGAGGAUCUUCCGGCUUUCUGAGCAUUGCUCUUGCGAAUGCAUACGAGAACCUCUCUUUCGUGGUGCAGGAUUACAAACAUACUGCUGAUGAAGGGCGUGCGGCACUACCCUCUCAUCUGAGUGAACGGGUGUCCUUUCAGGCGCAUGACUUCUUCGCUCCGCAGACUGUGACCGGCGAUGUGUAUCUUCUUCGUCAUGUCUGUCAUAAUUGGUCUGAUGAGAAUGCGGCGCGGAUCUUACGGAAUCUGGUCCCUGCUAUGAAGAGUAGUAGUAGGAUUUUGCUGGUUGAGGUUGUGACUGUUCGCCCAGGGGUUGUGAAUAGGGUGCAGGAGAAAUAUAUGCGGAAUGUCGAUGUCACCAUGUUGCAGAUGCUGAAUACCCAGGAGCGGAGUAAGGAGGAUUGGGAGAGUGUAGUUACCUUGGCGGAUAAGAGGUUGAAGGUUCUGGAGAUUCAUCGACCUGAGGGAAGUUGGGAUUCGAUUAUUGAGAUUGGGUUGGUGGUUAUGAAUGGACAUGAUUAG